AGGAAGUGAGAGAGGCUUUAAAAUAUUUUUUUGGGGGGGUAUUUUGUUUUAAACCAAACAACCCCAAAACAUUUCGCUGGGGAUCUGCUGCCUCCCUCCCCCAUGGUCCGUUAAAGAGUAUCUUCCCCCGGAGGACCCCCGUGUUUGUGCCUGGCGUGUGGCGCCCGCUUCUCAAAGGGGGGAAAAGUUCUUCCAAAAUAGUGUGCGCGGAGAAGAGGAUGGGGGAUUUUGCAACCCCCGCCGCUACCGCGAACGGCGGCAGCCUUUGCCUCAACAAUAACCUGAGCAGCAGCCUCGGCGGGGCCGGGAUCGGCGUGAACAACGCUCCCCACGGCCCUCCUCCCGGUAACAGCGCUACUCAUAGCGGCGGCGGCGGCACUAACGGGAGCAGCGGCGUUCCCAAGCACAGCACCGUGGUGGAGAGGCUGAGGCAGCGCAUCGAGGGCUGCAGGAGGCACCACGUCAACUGCGAGAACAGGUACCAGCAAGCCCAGGCCGAGCAGCUGGAGCUGGAGCGAAGGGACACGGUGAGCCUCUAUCAGAGGACCCUGGAGCAAAGGGCCAAGAAUCGGGGACCGGAGGCGGCGGCGGCAGCAAAGCAGCAGCAGCAGCACCCGAGCAGCAAGCAGCAACAAGAUGCCGAGUGUGCCACGGCCGAGCAGAGGAACCACACGCUGAUCAUGCUUCAAGAGACGGUGAAGAGAAAGUUGGAAGGAGCACGCUCACCCCUCAAUGGCGAACAGCAGAAUGGCGUCUGUGACAGUAGCUUCUCCCCAACCAGCAAGCGGAUACGGAAGGACGUACCUGGGAUUGAGGGAAUCAACAGCUUGCCCAAUAAUUUGCCUUUGCCUUCUAUUUCCCCUCUUCACCAGCUUGAUAUAAAACCAUCACUGCCCCUGCAGAACAGUGGAACUCAUGCUGGUGGUCUGGAUGACCUGGGUAAAAACGGUGGACUUCCAGAGAUAAAACUCCCAAUCAAUGGAUGCACAGAGCUUGAGGAUAGUUUUAACAUCCUGCACAACAACAGCAACAACAACAGCAAGGAGCUAAAACAAGAGCCUUUGGAUGAUCCUAGCUGCAUGGACAAUUCUGACACAUCACUUUCAAAUCAGAAUAAACUUUUUUCAGACAUUAACCUGAAUGAUCAAGAGUGGCAGGAGUUAAUAGAUGAGCUGGCUAACACUGUUCCAGAGGAUGACAUACAAGAUUUGUUCAAUGAAGACUUUGAAGAGAAAAAGGAGCCUGAAUUUCCCAGACCAGCCACUGAGAUUCAAGAGAGUGCGAGUGUUAAAAGUGACCCAUCUCACUCUCCAUUUGCCCAUGUUCCUCUUGGGUCUCCCCAGGUAAGGCCUUCUUCUUCAGGUCCGCCAUUUUCAAAUGUCCCUACAGCAUCUAGCAUACCUUCUGUCUCUAGUGCGCCCCCAGCUCCACUCUCUGACAGCUCACCAGCAAAUUGUGUGGUUCAGUCACCCCAGACUCCUAACCAAGCACAUACCCCAAGCCAAACUCAGUCAAGACCGGGUAAUGGUUAUCUCAUUAAUCCAACAACAGUGACAACAGCUGCCCCAGGGCCUGGCCAAGUGGCUGUGCCCAGCACUGACUUAUCUCCAGCUGAACAGCUUAAACAGAUGGCAGCACAGCAGCAGCAACGAGCUAAGCUCAUGCAGCAAAAGCAGCAGCAGCAGCAGCAGCAGCAGCAGCAGCAUCCAAAUCAAGCAUCUAGCUGGUCCCCAGUGGGGCCUCCAUCUAGUCCUUAUGGAGGACCCUUCAGUACAGACAAACCAAAUAGCCCAAUGAUGUAUCCCCAAGCCUUUAACAACCAAAACCCUGUAGUGCCUCCUACGGCAAGCAACCCACAAAAGACUACGAUGAAUAACUACCUCCCUCAAAACCACAUGAAUAUGAUCAGUCAGCAGCCAAAUAAUCUGGGUACAAACUCCUUGAGCAAACAAACCAAUAUGCUUUCUUAUGGCAACACUAAACCUCUGACUCAUUUCAAUGCUGACUUGAGUCAAAGAAUGACUCCACCGAUGGCCAAUCCCAGCAAGAAUCCUAUGAUGCCAUACAUGCAGCAGCAGCAGCAGCAGCAGCCCCAACAACCACAGAUGCAGGCUCAAAUGACGCACUUGAGUGAGGAGCAGAAACGCAUGCUUAUCAUGAAGCAGAAAGGAAUGAUGAACCAGACGAUGGCUUAUGGAACACUUCCCUCCCUUGGUCAGGACCAGCAUGCAGUGGGACUGUCUCGGUCCACAGGUCCCAUGCAGUCCUCAGUGCCACCGGGAUCCAGUAAUGUGGGCACAAGUUCGGUCAAUGCCAGCUUCUUGGCCGGACAGCCUCAGGCUGCCCUUAUGAAGCAGAUGCUGAUUGAGCAAAGGGCCCAGCUCCACAUGAUGGAACAGCAGAAGCAGCAGUUUCUACGAGAGCAGCGGCAACAGCAGCAGAUCUUGGCAGAACAGCAUUUGCAGCAGCAGCAGCAGCAGCAGCAGCAGUCGCAUCUGCCUCGGCAGCACCUCCAGCAACAGCAGAGGAACCCCUACCCUGUGCAGCAGGUCAAUCAGUUCCAAGGUUCCCCGCAGGAUAUAGCGGCAGUAAGAAACCAGGCAGCCCUUCAGAGCAUGAGGACUUCCCGAAUGAUGUCCCAGAACACCAGCAUGAUGACCAUGGGUGCCUCGCAAAACACUGGCGCAAUGUCUGCUGCAGCUGGCCAGUCCGAGAUGGGGAUGGCUCCCUACAGCAGCCCAGCGGCCGGCCAGCCAGGAAUGUCCAAUAUGAACACAGGAAUGAGCCAAAUGUUGCAGCACCCAAACCAAAGUAGCAUGAGCCUGGCACACAACCCAAGUCAGGGGCCGAGGCAGCCUACCUCGACACAAGGGGUUGGCAUGGUCAGUAGCUUUGGUCCAAACAUGUUGGUGAACUCUGCCAUAUCUCAACAACACCAGCAGAUGAAAGGACCUGUGGGCCAGGUUCUACCCAGACCACAAGCUCCUAGACUUCAAAACAUGAUGGGGCCUGUCCCACAAGGAGCACAGAACUGGCAGGCACGAGGCUUGCAAGGUAUCCCUGGAAGGACUAGCGGCGAAAUUGGACCUUUCAAUAAUGGUGCAGCUUACCCAAUGCAAUCUGCUCAGCCAAGGUUGCCUAAGCAACACUUCCCACAAGGCAUUAGUCAGUCUGUCAUGGACACAAGUGGAACAGUACGGACCCUGAAUCCAGCAAUGGGAAGGCAAAUGUUGCAACCACUCCCUGGACAACAAGGAACCAACAACCAAGCUAGACCAAUGGUUAUGCCUACAUUAAGCCAAGCAGUUCCCACUAUGGCUGGUUUUAACCAGUCCCCUGCACAACAGAUACCAGGGGGUAGCUUUGCUCAGAGCAGCCAAGGUCAGAUCUAUGAGAGGAAUCCCACUCAGGACAUAUCUUAUAGUUACAGCAAUGAAGGAGCUGGCGGUUCCUUUCCAAGUAUAGCAGACAGCACAGACCUCGUAGAUUCCAUCAUUAAAGGUGGGCCAGGAGAUGAGUGGAUGCAAGAACUUGAUGAGCUGUUUGGAAAUCCGUAGCACAUGGAGAUAUGUAUAGUUACAAACCUUUGUGGGGUCAGAAAAAGGAAAGCAGGAUGUUGCCCAUCCUUGUUUCUUUGUUUUGUUUUUAAAGCUGUGCAAAGCAAGCUGAUCUGUGGCUGAUUGUGGAAGGCAUGGAUGGAAUGUAAAGCAUUGAACAGAAGGCCUUGCUGGUGUCCUCACAGCAGUCUCCACCCCAUAGUCUGCCUGCUGCAGGUGGGAAUAAGACAAAGAGAAAGCAAGGGGCUCCAAAAAUUGCUACUUGCUGCCCAUGGGCUAUGGAAGAAGAUUGGUAGUCUCCACAUGGCAAGCACUGGCUGCCCCAUAACAAUAAACUUUCCACCACAGUUCUACUGGAACUGCUGUAGUGUCAGGAAAUUGCAGACAGGCGCUGACACAAAGGAAGGGGCACCUGAAAGAGAAAGAGAGGUCGGGAUCAGUACAGGUGCUAAACUCUGGGUUAAAGCAAAUGGCAAGUUUCUCCAUGUAGUUGUGUGUCUGAUUUGACCAGGAGUCAAGCAAAGGCUGCUUGGUUAUGGUUAUGACUAGACAUGGCCGCAGAUGAAUGGGUCCAUUCAAUGUGCUAUCAAGUCUCCUUGGGUGCAGAGAAAGUCCCCAUCUACAUAGUUUGCCAUUCCUGUGUUUCCUGUUUCCUCUAUAACCAAGUGACUCUUGAGUCACUUUUUAAGGAUGGGGGGAAAUACAGAGCUCUAGGACACACUAAGGCUGCAGUACAUAUAUUGCUCACUGAGAUAGCAGCUACCAAAGAUACAGAUGCAAAAGAAAGCACGCAUUAAAAAGGGAGAGGUUAUACGUAUUAAGAACUUGCAAACAGUGGUGUCCAGCUUGUUCUUUUCCUGAAAAUUCAAGAUGAAUAGGUGUUACCUGUGAGGGGUUGGGUUGCACAGGCAGAUGUCUUUGGGAGUUAAGGGAGAGGGGCUAGUAAUUCUCUUGGUGGUCAUACAUAGAAAUUAUUUAGGAGGAGCAGUGUCAACAUGUCUUUUGACAGGUUGGAAGCAAGUUUAUGCUUAACAUUCUCUAAUGGCUGGUCUUCUUUGUCAACCUUCCUACUAUGAACAUGAUAACACCAAGCUCUUUAUGAUGCCUAAACUAGUUUGUGACAAACACAAUAAGAAAGGAAAGGUCUUCCAUUCAGGUAAUUGCUGGAAGUAGUUGUAAAUAAAGUUACGACAUUCCAAAGGUCAAUCUUCAAAUAGAACUGUUGAAGCCACAGUUUUGUGUGGCUGGAGUCAUUUAUGUUGGUGGGAGUUGAAUAUGAUACCAUUUGCCUGUGUUUUAGAUACAGGCUUGGUAUUAAACACAUGUCACGUUUUCGGGCCUGAUUAUACAUUACAUGCGAAUGUGUAACCAAACUCCAGUGGUGCAUUCCAUAUUUCCCCUACCCCUGGAGAAACAGCAGAGAGAUGGAAUACUUGACCGUUUCCCCCCUGUUCUGUAGCGCACUCCAGUUUCGGUAGUGAUGCCC
Molecule: messenger RNA, 5043 nt
Organism: Lacerta agilis (Sand lizard)
Lineage: Eukaryota; Metazoa; Chordata; Lepidosauria; Squamata; Lacertidae
Gene: MAML3
Product: mastermind like transcriptional coactivator 3
Exons: 5
Coding region: 219-3557 (1112 amino acids)
Biological process (GO): positive regulation of transcription of Notch receptor target; Notch signaling pathway
Cellular component (GO): nucleoplasm; nuclear speck
Molecular function (GO): transcription coactivator activity
Source: RefSeq, a predicted model, not a curated record